AUUGCGCCGGGGCGGAUGCGACGCGCGGCGCUGAAGCCAUGGCGGCGGUGGACAUACGAGAUAACCUCCUGGGAAUUUCCUGGGUCGAUAGUGCUUGGAUUCCAAUAUUAAACAGUGGAAGUGUGUUGGAUUAUUUUUCAGAGCGUAGCAACCCAUUCUAUGAUCGAACGUGCAACAAUGAAAUGGUCAAAAUGCAAAGGCUAUCGCUGGAUCACCUAAAUCAAAUGGUUGGAGUGGAAUAUAUCCUUUUACAUGCACAAGAGCCAAUUCUCUUCAUUAUUCGUAAGCAGCAAAGACAGAGUCCGACGCAUGUUACCCCACUGGCUGAUUAUUACAUUAUUGCUGGAGUGAUUUAUCAAGCCCCUGACUUGGGGUCAGUUGUAAACUCUAGAGUGCUCAGUGCAGUACAUGGAAUCCAGUCAGCUUUUGAAGAAGCCAUGUCCUACUGCCGCUAUCACCCUUCGAAAGGCUAUUGGUGGCAUUUCAAAGAUCAAGAGGAACGAGAUAAAGCCAAACCCAAAGCCAAAAAAAAGGAAGAACCAAGUUCCAUUUUCCAGAGACAACGUGUAGAUGCAUUACUCCUAGAUCUGAGGCAAAAAUUUCCUCCAAAGUUUGUGCAGCAAAAGUCUGGAGAAAAACCCAUUCCAGUGGAUCAGAUCAAGAAGGAGCCAGAGCCAACCCCUGAAGCUACAAAACAAGAGGAGAAGGACACGGCUAAGAUCACCCAACAGAGCACUAGCACCAAAGGACCACCAGAGAAACGGAUGAGACUGCAAUGAGAGAAGGGAAGAUUAUACUCUUAAACUGCAAUACAGCAAGGAAAGGAAUGACAACUGAGUGGUGGACUUUUGACAUUUCAAGGCUCUUUCCUUUUGCACUGUUUACAAACCUGCUAGCUGCAAACCUUUAGUUAAAUACAGGAAAAAAUAGUUUAGCCUUUCCCCUAUUUUAAUAUUGAAGGCUGUAUUUCUUUUAAGAAGCUUAGACCUUGGAAAAGGAUGCCUCAGGAAAGAAGACCAUCAAGAAAAAACAAAUGCAAAACUAGCCAAUUCCUUGAUUAUUAUCUUCCUUUUACCCCUCAUUCUUACGUGUUCUACAGAAUAACAAAUGUGUGGCAGGAUUAUGUGAAGAAAUGAGCAGGUUAUGCUUUGGGCUUUGAAGAAUGGUGUUGGCAGUAGAUGAAAAUAUUUUCAAAACUGUUUUACAGAAUCCAUAUAAUUGGAAGUGAAAUGUAGGCUGAAAUUUCAAAAUCUUCUUGAUAACUAUCUCAGUAAAUAACAUAAUUGGAACAGUCACCCUCUUUAUAAGCUUUUGAGUCCAUACUGCUUUAUAUAUAGAAAAAGCUUUACCUUUGUUAAUUUUUCGUAACAGUACAGUGUAAUGUUGAAAUAAACUCAGGUACUCUGGUUUUUGAACUUAUAUUUUAAAUUUAUUCCUGACUAUCCCAUAUUACCCUCUAAUUAAAGUUGGUGAGA
Molecule: messenger RNA, 1475 nt
Organism: Zootoca vivipara (common lizard)
Lineage: Eukaryota; Metazoa; Chordata; Lepidosauria; Squamata; Lacertidae
Gene: MED6
Product: mediator complex subunit 6
Biological process (GO): regulation of transcription by RNA polymerase II
Cellular component (GO): mediator complex
Molecular function (GO): transcription coregulator activity
Source: RefSeq, a predicted model, not a curated record